GGAAGGGGCGGGAGCCGCGGGCGCGGGGGCGCUUCCGUCGGGGCCGUUCCCGCCGGUGCCGCCUGUGCCUGGGCCGGGCGGCAGCCGGGGCCAGAGGAGCGGCCGCCAUGCACGACGCCUUCGAGCAUGUGCCGAUCCUGGAGAAGCUGCCGCUGCAGAUCGACUGCCUGGCGGCCUGGGAGGAAUGGCUCCUUGUUGGUACAAAACAAGGUCAUCUUCUGCUUUACAGGAUCAAGAAAGAUGUAGGAGAGGUUAUGUCAUCAGAAAGUGUCUGUUGCAACAGGUUUGAAGUGACACUAGAGAAAUCCAACAAGAACUUCUCAAAGAAGAUUCAACAGAUCCACGUUGUUUCUCAAUUUAAAAUUUUAGUCAGUCUAUUAGAAAAUAACAUUUAUGUCCAUGACCUGUUGACAUUUCAACAAAUCACCACAAUUUCAAAGGCAAAAGGUGCAUCUCUCUUCACUUGUGAUCUCCAGCAAUCAGAUACAGGGGAGGAGGUGCUGAGGAUGUGUGUGGCAGUGCGUAAGAAGCUCCAGCUUUAUUUCUGGAAGGACCGGGAGUUCCAUGAGCUCCAGGGGGACUUCAGUGUACCUGAUGUACCCAAGUCUAUGGCCUGGUGUGAAAACUCCAUCUGUGUAGGCUUCAAGAGGGACUAUUACCUGAUACGGGUGGAUGGAAAAGGAUCCAUCAAAGAACUGUUUCCCACAGGGAAGCAGCUGGAGCCAUUGGUGGCUCCUGUAGCAGACGGAAAAGUCGCAGUUGGCCAAGAUGAUCUAACAGUUGUGCUUAAUGAAGAAGGGGUCUGUACUCAGAAAUGUGCCUUGAAUUGGACAGAUAUUCCUAUAGCCAUGGAGCACCAGCCUCCCUACAUCAUUGCUGUCCUGCCGAGGUACGUGGAGAUCCGCACCUUUGAGCCCCGGCUGCUGGUGCAGAGCAUCGAGCUGCAGAGGCCGCGCUUCAUCACCUCUGGAGGCACAAACAUUAUAUAUGUGGCAAGUAAUCACUUUGUUUGGAGGCUCAUUCCGGUGUCCAUAGCCACACAGAUCCAGCAGCUUCUGCAGGACAAACAGUUUGAGUUGGCUUUGCAGUUGGCAGAAAUGAAAGAUGAUUCAGAUAGUGAGAAGCGACAACAAAUCCACCACAUAAAGAACCUCUUUGCCUUCAACCUGUUCUGCCAGAAGCGUUUUGAUGAAUCCAUGCAAGUUUUUGCCAAGCUUGGUACAGAUCCCACUCAUGUGAUGGGUCUGUAUCCUGACCUCCUGCCCACAGAUUACAGGAAACAGCUACAGUAUCCCAACCCCCUGCCAGGGCUCUCUGGGGCAGAGCUGGAGAAGGCACAUUUAGCUCUGAUAGACUACCUAACUCAAAAAAGGAGUCAGCUAGUGAAGAAGCUAAAUGAUUCUGAUCAUCAGUCCAGUACCUCACCCCUCAUGGAAGGAACACCCACGAUCAAAUCCAAAAAGAAGCUGCUACAAAUCAUUGAUACCACCCUGUUGAAGUGUUACCUGCAUACAAAUGUAGCACUGGUGGCACCACUGCUACGUCUGGAGAACAAUCACUGCCAUAUUGAGGAGAGUGAGCAUGUACUAAAGAAGGCACACAAGUAUAGUGAGCUGAUAAUACUGUAUGAGAAAAAAGGUCUGCAUGAGAAAGCAUUACAGGUACUGGUGGAUCAGUCAAAGAAAGCCAACUCCCCUUUGAAGGGUCAUGAGAGGACAGUGCAAUAUCUGCAGCAUUUGGGCACAGAGAACUUGCACUUGGUAUUUUCCUACUCUGUCUGGGUGCUAAGAGAUUUUCCUGAAGAUGGACUGAAGAUAUUUACAGAAGACCUCCCUGAAGUGGAAGCUUUGCCACGAGACAAAGUGCUCAGUUUCUUGAUAGAAAAUUUUAAAAGCUUGACUAUUCCUUACCUGGAGCACAUCAUUCAUGUCUGGGAAGAAACUGGAGCGGAUUUCCACAACUGUCUGAUCCAGCUGUACUGUGAGAAAGUGCAGGGCUUAAUGAAAGAAUAUCUCAGUUCUUUCCCUGCAGAUAGAGCUCCAGUGCCUGCUGGGGAGGAAGGAGGAGACUUGGGGGAUUACCGGAAGAAGCUGCUGCUUUUUCUGGAGAAGUCCACCUGCUAUGAACCUAGUCGACUUAUCAGUGACUUCCCCUUUGAUGGUCUCCUAGAAGAACGUGCUCUGCUCUUGGGUCGAAUGGGGAAGCAUGAGCAAGCUCUGUUUAUUUAUGUUCAUAUUUUGAAGGACACCAACAUGGCUGAAAACUAUUGCCAUAAACAUUAUGACAGAAACAAAGAUGGCAACAAAGAUGUGUAUCUGUCCCUGCUGCGCAUGUAUCUCUCCCCACCCAGUGUUCAUUGCCUGGGACCCAUCAAGAUGGAGGUGCUGGAGCCUCAAGCCAAUCUGCAGGCUGCUCUGCAGGUUUUGGAACUGCACCACAGCAAACUGGACACCACUAAGGCAAUAAACCUACUCCCAGCAAACACACAGAUCAGUGAGAUUCGCAUCUUCUUAGAGAAAGUACUUGAAGAAAAUGCUCAGAAGAAAAGAUUUAAUCAAGUGCUCAAGAACCUUCUCCAUGCAGAGUUUCUGAGGGUCCAGGAGGAGCGGAUCUUGCAUCAGCAAGUCAAGUGCAUAAUUACAGAGGAGAAGGUGUGCACUGUUUGUAAAAAGAAGAUAGGUAACAGCGCAUUUGCUCGAUACCCUAAUGCAAUAGUUGUGCAUUAUUUCUGCUCCAAAGAAGUCAACACACUGGACACCUGACCUUGUCAUGUCAAUAAUCCCAACAUUUAUAGAAAAUUCAGUACUGAUAACUAAAGAAGUUGAUGUGUCUGAGAGUUUUGAGGCUUGUUGCUAGGUUCUCUUACACUGGGUAGAAAUCAUUUGUAUCUGUGGACUGACUGUACCUACCCAGCAAUGUUGAUUUACUAGAAAAUUACUUUAACCAUGUUGUUACAGUGCUGGCAAGUACACUGAACCUCUCAGUCCUCAGAUGAAGAAUAGAAACUGAUUUUUGUAGUGACUUUUGUAACACACUCCAGCCUUGCAAAUGAAUCGUGAGACAACUGUUGGACGUUCACCACAAAUCAAGUCUUUACAAUAAAAUGUACUUUCUUAGGGUG
Messenger RNA from Zonotrichia leucophrys gambelii, 3121 nucleotides. It is a transcript of the gene VPS39, whose product is annotated as VPS39 subunit of HOPS complex. The record is from RefSeq and is a predicted model, not a curated record. The transcript is spliced from 26 exons. Gene Ontology annotation, molecular function: protein binding. Gene Ontology annotation, biological process: autophagy; intracellular protein transport; endosomal vesicle fusion. Gene Ontology annotation, cellular component: cytoplasm; membrane. Lineage: Eukaryota; Metazoa; Chordata; Aves; Passeriformes; Passerellidae. Bases 108 to 2762 code for a protein of 884 amino acids.